AUGGCUACUGCAGCAGUGACACCCCUGGCUAGUUCUGUUGAGAAGACAAAUGGAGUCAAGCUCAACAGACUCCUCAUCGAUGGUGGAACUACAGUUCUUAGAAAGGCUUUUGAUCGUUAUCACCCUCCCGCAGGACUGGCUACUGAUCUCAAUACCUACAAACCCCUGUUAAUGAACCUAUUUAGAAAAAAAGUUUUGCGUAAACCUCAGUGGGAAAAACUCUUUCCACCCACCGGAGCCUCGCCAGAUUCAAGCAAAUUUGAUAUAACUCUUCUUUUUGUUCUUUUGACCAACAUUUGUGGACUAACCCCUCCUGGCUUAGAUUGGUACACUAACCCUGCGCCAAGCGACACCUCUUUUGAAGCUAACCUUGCACGCGUUAGGUUCUAUCGCAAUGAAUUGUAUGGUCAUGUGACAACCACUGGUGUAGACUCCCUAAGCUUUGCUUCUCUUUGGGCUGAAAUUAGCCGUGUUCUUGUGAGUCUUGGCCUUGCUAAGGCUGAGGUAGAUCGUCUUAAGUCUGAGAAAUGUUCAGAGCAGCAUUAUAUUGACGUGUUGAUUGAGUGGGCUGAAAGUGAAGAGGCAAUCAAGUCCGAUUUAAAGAAAAUACAUCAGAGCGAAAACAGGUUGCAACAAGCGGUGGACGACGUGCGUCAGACCCAGGUCAAGACUCAUAAGACAAUGGAGGACAUGUACCAGAAUCAGACUAAUACUCAACAAAGCAUUGAAGGAGUUUGUAAGACUGUGGCUGAAGUUCUUCGGACUCAGAUAGAAAAUCAACAAACUCUAGAAGAAGUCCGUCAGACCCAAACAAAAAAUGAGCAGGAAUUGAAAAAAGUUGCAGCAGGUUUUCAAGAAUUAAAUACUAAGGUGGAUAGUAUUAAAGAAGAAGGGGGCAAGGACAGGAAUGAUGAAGUGCUUCAAAACCUUGCCAAGUCCGAAUUCAGAGGAGACAUUGAGUAUUACGUGGAACGAUUUCAAACAGGCACCCGUGAGUGGGUCUUCGACAGAGUUCAAAAAUGGCUGGAUGACAGAGGCUCUCAAAACCGAGUGAUGGUGAUCAGUGGAAAUGCCGGGAUGGGAAAAUCCGUUAUUGCCGCUGUGAUCUGCAAGAGAAUGCAAGAGGCUGGCAGACUGACAGGAAGCCAUUUUUGUAAGUACAAUAAUGUACGUUAUUGCAAGCCGCAGUUGAUGCUUCAUUCUUUGGCCUUCCACUUGUCCACUGCACUACCUGAGUACAAACAAGCUCUUGUAAAACAGCUGUCACGAAAUCUGGGUGCCAAUCUCAACAAUAUGAGUGUAGAAGAGCUGUUUGCACUGCUUUUUAAGGAACCUCUAAGUGCCGUAGGCGAUCCAGGGAGAAACAUGCUCAUUGUAAUAGAUGGCUUGGAUGAAAGUGAGUACCACGGACGAAAUGAUCUUCUUAAUGUGAUUUCACGCCAGUUUUGCCUGCUUCCUAAUUGGAUUCGUUUUCUUGUUACAACGCGUCCAGCCACAAACAUUGCAGAGAAAUUAAAACACUUAAAGCCGUUUGAAUUAAAGCAUGAUGAUCAGAAGAAUUUGGAAGACAUCAGAGUGUUAUUUACAAAGAAACUACAGGACAUGCUCAAACCUGUAGAAGAAGAAGAAGAGUCUGAGCUUCUGGAAAAACUUGUUUUGAAAUCUGAGGGGCUCAUGUUGUAUGCUGGUUUUCUUGUUUUGUUCAUUAAUGAGAAUGCAUCAGCUCUGCACCAGAAAGACCUUGAUGGUAGUUUGCCAUUAGGAAUUUCUUCAGUUUAUGAUUUCUAUUUUAGUCGUCUGCAGGAUGAACUUACACGUAUCGAGGAACUUGACAUUAAAGAAGAACAUUUCCUGAAUUUACUAUCUGCCAUUACUGCAUCAAGAGAACCCUUGCCAGUUGGGUUUGUUUCUAAAGUGUUAGUCCCUGGAAUUAAUUCACCUCUUGCAAGACGUAAAGUGCUUAAAGCUUUAGCCAGUGUAUCCGCACUUCUUCCUAUUUGUGAUGAACGUCUCCAUGUCAUCCACAAGUCGGUGAAAGACUGGCUGACUGACACAUCAUGUUAUGGAGAACAUGAAUUUAUCGUGGAAGAGAAGUAUGGACAUCAAAUACUUGAAGAGCUAUGUAUUGACGAACUUGUCGGUUUGAAACGGAAAGGUGCUGGAAACGCGCAGUUAAGCGCCACUGAGAAGUAUGCCCUGUAUCACGGUGCUCGUCACAUGUUACACUCUGGAGUGGACAUAGAACCACUUAAAGUGGACGAACUGACAAAGGCCUACGUGAUAGAUUUAGAAAUACUUUAUGCCAAAAUUUUAAUGAAUGGCUCAGUGGCAGCCGAAGACCUUCUUUGGCUUGAAAAGACGGGCAUUUCUGCAAUAUUAUCAGAAGAGAGCAAAAGUAUCUUGGAUACAUUGUUGUUUCUAUUGAGAAAGUUCCUGAACAGAUUCACAGACGCUCCUCGUACGUUUCUCCAAACCAUUCUAAACGAGGGAGGGAAAGUGUUGUCCUUUAAAGCGUCGAACCUUUUACAGAACGGGUAUCCUGGAAUACCAUAUAUGGAAAAUCUUCACAAGGAGCCGCAACAGGGAGGCGUUGAAGCUCGAUUUGAAUGUUCAGCUUGUGUGGUCUGUUUGGACGUCUCACCGAAGUUGGAGUAUAUGGUCUGUGAAUGUUCAGACGGAAUGCUUCAGCUAUGGUCACUCCAUACUGGUAGGCGGAUGUGGACACGCCCAGUAAAAGAAAAAAGGUGUUUUAAGAGGGACUAUGAACACGAAGCCUUUCGAAAGUUGCCUUCAGUAGAUGUUGCUUCAUUUUUUCGUUCCGUUGUUUUCCAUCCUAUUAAACAUAUUGUUUUACCUGGGAUUCUCAGUCACGCGUACGGUUUGGAAGGGGAAUUAAAACCACUUUUUCCCAAAAGUGGUUGUAGGUUCUCGGUUUGUUCUAUUUCCGGUGACAAGAGCAAGAUAGUUACGGAUUGCCCUCAGAAUUCUAAGUGCCUUUUCCUUUGGAGUUUAAAAGAUGGUUCAGAGAUUGAUCGGAUAUCCAGAGAUGAAGACAUUUUAUCUUUUGCUUGGUCCCGAGAUGGGAGACUUCUCGCCAUUUCCCAUUCUUCGGGUUUGAUUUGUUUGGUUGAUGUGAUGCAUGAUUUUAUUGAACUGGCCCAAACAACUACCACAAAAGUAUGUGGAAUCCUAAAAUUUUCACCUGAUCAUCAAUCCCUUUUUUGUUGGCAUUGGUACAAGUUCUUUAACCAACAAGUCUAUCGUCUCGAUGUAGAUAUGGACAGCGUCCGCAACACGUAUUCUUUAAACGUUGUUGAAAAUGUCUCUUAUGAUUACCAGAGUUUUGAAUCUUUUGAUGAUUGCGGUUUUUUAUUGGGAGAUAUUGUUGUCUCCAAACAGACAGGCAGUAUGCUUUUUGUUCUUGGAGAAGAAAGUCUGUUGCGCUGCCUGGGUAGAGUAAUCGAAAUGGUGAACAUUUUAAAUGCAAACAAGAGAGUUCGAUGCGUAGCUUCCAAGAUAGCACUGAGUUUGGAUGGCCGUACCGUCUAUGUUUCUAGCUGUGGAACAGUGACCGCUUGGGACUUGGUAAGUGGAAAUCCUCAAGCUGAAAAAAACCUCGAGAUUACGUGGCCGAAAAUUUUCAUUCCCCUGAAAGAAGGUAUCUUAAUUACAACUGGGCCCAAAAUUUUCGAGUUGUGGGAUUACAAACUGUCUGACUGCAUCAAGAGGUGGACUGGCCUCUCUGAUUUUGAACAAGUAAUCCCCAUAUCAGAAGAACUGAUAGCUCUUGUGUUUGAGUUUGAAGUGAAAGUCCUGAAUACAAGCAGUGGGGAAUUCAUUUCCUCAAUCCAAGUUUCACACAGAAGAGUUAUUACGUGCAGCAGUAAAUUUGAGCUGUUAACGGAGAUUUGUGGCUCACUUCAAUUGUUCGAUGGCACAACAGUUGUGUGGCAGAAGGACUGGAGUACUGAUCGCGGCGUUUUCUCUCCUAAGGGCGAGUUGCUUGUCGUUCUGACGUCUCAAGGGCCGCUUGUUUUGGACUCCGUUUCAGGGAAAGGACUAUGUAUUUUGCCUACUUCUGCUAUGGACAUUCUUUGUCAGUUUGUUAGUGACGAGGAGUGUGUUUCUGUGAAUCAUGGUAUUGAAAGUUCUACUGUUCAACUGUUUAAUGUCAGGUCUGGUGACCUUCUGAGUUCAAUGGAGGUGGAAAGCAGAAUAACCUGUUUAGCAGCCUCUUCCAAAAAUGGACUUUUCGCAAUCGGCCUGCUAGACUGCAAACCAAAUUUCAAAGUUAUCAAAGUGCAUUUGCCUCGAAGGACAGUUGGAGGAACUACAGGUGAGCUGUUGGUAAAUGUGACUAUCUUUAAGGCUUUUUUUCUUGUGCUUUAACCCAAAGGUGUCUGUUGUUACUCCUUGUCGUCUUUGUUUUUGUUAUUAUUCAAGCUUGCUUUAGCAGCCAGACUCUAAAAAUGCAAGCGUUCCUUUUUUUUCUCGUGUGUGCGCACGUAAGGGAGUCAUGAUCCCAGGCGUUCCUAGCGUGAACCGUGGAAACUCGGGAUAAGCAUCGCGAGGUGACUGAUAGCCUGCUGCAACGCAGGCUACUUGACUGACAUCAGAAAACGUUUUUCAGAGAGCCAUGCAUUUUUUGUGAAGAAAGCCGUGGAAAGAUUAAUGCGAAAGAUGUCGAGCUUUUCCGGAACGGGUGGGUCCACGAGUUCUAUCACUUGAAAGCGUUGAUUGCUUUGGAACAAGUGAAUACUUCAAUCGUCGAAAGAAGCAGGAUCUUUGUGAGCAAAACUUUGAUGGGGAGGUAAACCGGUGAAGUGUUGUAAACUUUCAUUGUAUGAGUCUUGUGAUGAGCAUGCCGGCGGUUUAUUUUCGACGAUGAUUGAAAUGACACACCAUGUUUAUCACAUUUCUGGUCUUUUUCUCUUGAAUCGAGCCCCUUGCAUUGAUUGUCAUGUAUUUAUACACGCGUACUCAAUCAUUUCAGAAAGAAAUCGUCGAAUACGAUAUAAAUAGUGAAUAUCCUGAAGAAGACUCGACCGUCGAUAAAGUAGGACGUGAAAAUCUUUUAGCGAGGAAACCCGGUGUCCCUAAUCUCCAAGCAAGCUCGACUCAACGCUUAUGAGAGCGUUCUUGUUUAAACUUCGAUUAUUGUUAGUGUUGCAGACUGGAAAGCUAAUGAUUGCUAAAUUGCCCUUUGCGUAAUCUUGGUAAAUGCAAAUGUAGCUGUGAUAGCAAACCCUGAUAGUAAGCGGGACAGUUCACCCAGUCUUACUGGUCCUCAUCAGUUCCUAAACAGCCAUUGGUCAAGCUUGUUUUUUAUCCAUUGAAGAGCUACUUAAAACGACUUUCAUUUCAUGUCUUUUAGGACGAUUGGUAUACCGUGGAAUAGACAGCUGCGCGUAAAGAACUGGAUGUAAACAAAAGGUCAGCAAGGGUUUUCUUUUCUGUCUGUUAGAAAAUAUCCCGUAAAACCAGCUAUUUCUGUCCCGGGCGUGAACGAAAUCGUAGAAUUCCCCUGUGUUUUUCGAGCGAAUGUAUGUAUAUUAUUCCUUUUCGUGUAUGUUUCAAUUUUUUUUUCAUAUGUCCCAAUAUUCCUUUAUUUAAAUAUGCUACAGGUCAGAGAACGUUGGCAGUUAUUGGAGAAACAUUAGAAAAAACGCCUGUGGACAGGCUAGAUUUGAAUUUUUUUGUAGGGACAUUUGAGUCUUAAAUUAAGAGAUCCUAAAACACACUUUUCACCGCAGUCAACACAAUAUUUAUUAUUUAGAUUUUUAACAGCGAAGACAGAGUGAUCCUAGAUGAAGGUGGAACGAAGUGCGAAGGCCAGGCGAAGCAAAUUCAUCCUGCUCUAGUGGCCUGCCCGCCCAGUUGAAUGUCGAUGAACUUGAGAACGUAUCUACACAGAAAAUAGCUGAUGCGAUUUACAGCUCUCUGCAGGAGCCCUUGGAAGAGUACCGGCGGCCUCCGAGGACCACGCUCCUGAGUUUGGUGCGGUAUCAGAACAAGAGUUUUACAAGAAACUUUCCCGCCUAAACCCAGCGAAAGCUAGUUGGCCCAUUCCGAACUCGAUACUGAAGGACCGUUCGGAAUUCCUUGCCAACUCGGUAACUACAAUCCUAAAUGCCUCAUUUAAGGAGCAGUUCUUACCGAACUCGUGGAAACUGGCUGACACGUCGCCUCUUCCUAAGACGAAAUCUGUCAAGGAAAUUAAAAACGAUCUCAGACCGAUAUCGCUCACACCAUGUACCUAUGAGGUUGACGAGGACUUCGUCGUCACCCAGUAAGCGAAACCAGCUGACUGGUCACGCAAGAAUAAGUUUAAAAGUUGGAACUAUAACAAAUCAGUGGCACCCAACGACGGUUUCCUCCUAAAUGCAUUAAAAACACUUUUAUAGGCUAUCCAGAGGAAUUUUGGAUCUCUAGAAAUACAUUCUAAGCGGCGCUAUAAAAUAUGUGUCUGUUUGGUCAUCCUAGGGAAACUUGAGUCUUUUCGAAAUUACAAGGGCUUCAGUAUUAUUUUCCCGAAAAUUUUAGAAGCAAUUCGACGUAUUACGAACGUGAUGAUUUUUCUGAUUCCUCCAUCACGUUUUCGAUUCCGAAAAUUUUAGGUUUCCUGUUGUGAAAGAAAAAUAGCCUAACCUGGGCAGUGAAAUGUGAAAUUUAAACUUCAGAAAAUCGUACGAGUUUAUUACAUAAGCAUCGAAAAUUGUACAUGAAUGGAACGAUCAUUUAUAAAUUUUUAGCUGUCCUUAAGCUAUAGAAAAUUAUACAUCUUGCUGUACGGGUUAGUGAGUAGUAUCGUGGGACAUUUUUACGAGUCACGCUGUAUUUUGGCAAGCCCGUUAGACGAGUCAAAAUACAAGAGACGAGAAAAAUAUUCCUCGAUACUACACACUAAACCGUUCAAUAAGAGAUUUAUUAUUCAACUCGAGGAAUAUAAAAUAGAACUCAGUAUAAAUGUGUACUCUUGCCUACUUAUGACGAGAUGGCGUGACAGACUAACGUGAGUCGAGUUUUCGUGCGCUUUCAUCAACGCUGUUGCUGAUUGGUCAGAAAUGAAAACUUGUUAAACUAGUUUACUCAGGGUGCUUUCCGUUAUGCCAAAAUGUCCGGAAAUUUCGGUCCAAACGUAAAUGGAAUGGUUCGGACAAGGUGGAAAUUUUCCGGUCAAAGUGGUCCACCUCCAGAGGUGGGGGGGGGGGAGGCAAUAAAGGAGGUCCCCUUCCCGUCUUUGCUCCCCCGCCGUCGUACUAUGACCCCUGGGAGAGCUUCCUCGCAGGCUAUGGACCGGUAGAAGAAAUCUUAAUGGGACAACCUCGUUCCCAGGUUUUCUACCUACACGUCUCUCUCUCACUCCGUCGGGUGGGGGAGGGGGUUAGUAGGUGGGUAGGAGAGAACCCUGGGAACGAGAUUGUUCAAUGGACCUUAAGCAACGACGACGACAACGUCAAAAAACAAUUUAGUCCGGCAGCUUAGCUAGAAAUUUUUAGUGAAUUGUGCACUUUUAGAUACAAGCAUGAAUUUUGGCACACCGAUAGUAGUCACCAAUACAAGCAUUUUCAGGUAUAGUGCCAAGCCGGUAGUAGGUCCCCAUAGAAACCACAAUGUAUUAAAUUUCAUAAAAAUUAGUGAAUUAAAUUCAUUAAAUUGUUGUCCUAGUUUAUCAAGACAUAGAAUCAUUUCACUCAGUCAUCCAACCUGUUUACCACGUACAUCUUGUUUAUAACACGCCGUUUGACCUUAACUAUGCGUUGCCAUGGCAACGGUAAGCAAAGGAAAACUAAAAGCACGACGGCUGAAUAAAUUGAUUAUUAUAUGUGAUACAACUAAUAUCUUUAAACGUAGCUUUGCUACCUAAUAGAUUUCACAUUUUCGUUACGGAAUAAACUUACGGUUCUCUACUCAUUUGCCACUGUGCUUCCCGCACUGCCCAUAACAAUACAACACAAUACAAUAAGAGUUUAUUGUGAAAAUACACUUAGCUACAAUAAUGGUGUGCUAUCACAGACGGAACCGAAAUCGGGGUCUGUGAAAGCACGCCAGCUAAUUUACAGGUAUUCCACAAACACAAUAAAAUUAAGAGUUAAAAAACUAGAUAUGGAAUAUUCUAUAAUUAAAAUUAUAACAAUAAAAUCUUAAUAAGUAUAUCUUAUAUCUAAAUAAAUACUAAAUUCAAUAAAAAAAGCGUCGAAAUUAUAAAAAUUGCACUAGGUCAACUUGGCUAAUGGAUCUCUUAAAAGACUUAAAAUUCGUUAUAUUUCUAAACAUGUUCGGAAUUGAAUUCCAGAGUUUCGGACCAAUAUAACGGACUGAGUUCAAGCCAUAUGUAGUAGACUUUGGCUUGGGUAGCGAGAGGAUAUAGUCACCUCUUAAAUUGUAGCUAACGUUCUUCCUAUGAACUAUCAGGUCUUGUAUACUUUUGGGCGCUAAAGAAUUGUGGACGGCAUUAAAAAUAGACAGUGUGAUUUUAAUUAAUCUUCGUUGUUUUAAAGAUGACAGGCCUAAUGCGUUGAGAAGUUCCGAAUAGCUUUUGUACUUAUCCCUGAAAACAAACCUAAUCGCGCGCUCAUUUAACCUUUCCACUUUGUCUGCAGCACUUUUACUACAAAAAUUCCAGGUUUCACUGCAAUAAUUGAAGUGAGGAAGGAUAAAUGCUAAAUAUAGGUCGCGCCUUGUUUCGAAGGGAAGCAUUUUCUUCAUUCUUUUAAGAACAGCUAUUUGCUGUGAAACUUUCCUACAUAUUUUAGCAACAUGAUUGUCAAACUUCAGUUUGUUAUCUAUCGUUAUGCCAAGCAUCUCAAAUUCUUUAGUCACUGGGAUACUGGAAUUUUCACACUUGAAAUCAAGUGUGGCGUCAGAUUUUCCCAUCACAAUAGCUUGAUACUUAGAAUUGUUCCUUUUCAGACCGUUCUCAUCAUACCAUUUAUCAACAAGCUCGAGAUCAGAGUUUAUAGCACUCUCAACUUCUCUAUAGUCAUUAUGAGCAAAGAAAAUUUGCGUGUCGUCUGCGUAGCUAGAGAGUUUACAUCUUUUCACGACGAACAGGAGAUCAUUGAUGAAAAUAUUAAAUAUCAAAGGCCCGAGGAUUGAUCCUUGGGCAAUCCCUCUGGAAAUAUAAUUCCAGCUCGAAUAUUCUCCAGCUACUUUCACUCGUUGUUGGCGAUCAGAGAAAUAAUCCUCAAUGAUAUUAGCAGUUCUCUCGUCAGCACCAUAUUCUUUGAACUUCUUCACAAUGAGAUCGUGUGGUAGAGAGUCGAAGGCCUUCGACAAGUCCAUAGACACAAGGCCAAUUAUUUUCCGAUCGUCCAGAUGGCCGCCGGGAAACAGAGCUUCUACAGAAACAUGAUUAAAAUGACGUUGAUCGAAAGAAAACGUUAUUGAAAUUUUCCUUAACAGUUUUUUUUCUAGCUCAGAUGAGUCUCAAAUUGUUGGAAAUGUGCCUUACGUAAGCGGUAUGGGUGUUGCUGAGUUAAACUUCCUCACCAAGGCCUUCGAUAGUGGAUGUUGUGCUGAACCAUUUUCAUGACUUUUGAGCUUCAUCUUUAUCACAUUAUGUACUAAUUGCUGUAUCUCGAUGUAAAUUCCAUAAAAUCGAAUUUUUCAAUGCUUUCUUCAACCUUCCACGUAAAUGCCGCUUUGAAACUCACCCCAAUCCUCCCUCAAAAUUCGCAAGAAAUGCAGGUGGUGCGCACUAUCUGCAGCUCUACCAGUGACCCUUAUUUUUCUUCAUUAUUUUAAUAAUAACAGUUCUUCCUUUUAAUGGCAAUUCUAUGACCAGCGGAGAAGGAAGCAGCAUCACACACUGUUAAGGCAUGGAACACAAGGAGAAAUGUCGAGUUAGAUGGACCAAAGGCUUUUGGAAAGAGUGUGGGUAGGAUAUUCCCUGUCCCAUGACUGUAGCGGCAAAUUUUGAAGACUUGAAAUAAUCAAAAAAACACUGCUUUUGGUCGGAAUCAAAAAUUUUUUGGUCGGAAUGAAAAAAUUUUUUACCGGGAAACGUUAUUGCCUUAUGUGAGAUUCGGAUGAGAAAAUAAAAAAUUCGUUAAGAAAAAAAUUCGUCAAGAAAAAUAACUUCGCGGGGGGUCUCGGGUGUGAAAUUUGAUUCGCUGCUAACUAGAAAACUCCCUACCAUUUGAUAUACUUGAAGCCUGAAAAAGGUACCCCUUUCGGGCGGAGCCUCCCCCUAUAGGCCAUUUUGACUGUAGUGACAAAUAAAAAAUCUUUUUAAUAGGUUUACAGAUUCAUCUGGCUUUGAACAUGUAUUUGUGGGGGAGUCACAGAAAAAAAAGGCUAAUGUGGCUGGCUUCCAUAACUGGAUUCAAUUCUACCUGCAAGAGAAAAAAGGCUUGCUCGACUAUAAAGGCUUCUAUCCAAGUCGGAGAGUAAGUAUUUAAAUGUCACUACAAAACUGUACCAUUCUCUGUUCACGUCAUGAUAGCUAAUCUCUCAUUGUAGUAUAUUCAAGGAUAAGGACAUUAAAAAAAAGUCGUACCCCUAUGUGCGACCACCUCUCGUAAGCGACGACUUAUCCAAAACACCAACAUUUUCCGAGUCAAAGCCUUACAAUACAUCACUUAGGUGUCAUUUACGGAUAUAUUCAUGUUCAAUUCGAUAAUUCAUAUAUUUUUAGUUAGCUUUAAUAGUUUGUAAUGCGCAUUUGAUCAUUUAUAUGUUAAUUUGCGCAAUACCAAAUAAUAAAUAUUAUUAUUAUUAUUAUUAUUAUUAUUAUUGUUACAGAUGAGACUCUCGUAAACGACCACCAUUUGUAAGCGUAUGAGAAGAAAUUUUAGAAACAACAUAGAUUUACAUAUACAUAUAUUGUAACAGCUACAACGUGCAUGCAAUACGUUCUGUCCAAAAACUCGAGGUCGGUUCGGGCUUCUCCCCGCAGAAGACUCCAUGCAGUUCCACUCUCGUAAGUGACCACCUCCCAUAAGCGACCACUGCUUAUUUUGGGUCGUCGCUUACGGGACGUUCGACUAUACAGAAAAUAUGAACUUUGUGUAAAUGACGACUUUUAAAUGUUGAUGUAAAAUGUUUUUGUAAACUUGAAGCUCUCUUCCCUCAGUAAGUAUAGUCUGUCUAGUAUUUAAGUGAAUCAAACUGUAUCUAUAGUCUCUUUAAUUCCAGAUUGAUGGUACUUUUCAUGGUGAUGCCUAAAAUUUGUCCCAAAAAUGUUCAGAAAACUUUAAUUCUUAGCCAAAUGUUAAUUUUUUCAUACUCUUUCCGGACAAUUUCUCAUUACAUGGUCAUUUUGGUGAAUAGCUAAUACUGCAUUUUAUUUCAUGCCUAAACUUAAUAGCAUUAGGUAAGACAUGAAAUCAUAGCUGUGGAAAUCUGUCAGGGGCACCCAAAGACGGUUUCCUCCUUAAUACGUUGAAAACACUUUGAGGCUUUCCAGAGUACUUUAAGAUUUCCAGAGAUGCAUUCUUAGCGGCGCUAAAGCAUUUGUAUCUGUUCUGUCAUCCUGGGGGAACUUGAGUCUUUUGGAAAUUGCAAGGGCUUCAGUAUUAUUUUCCCGAAAAUUUUAGAUGCAAUUUAACAUAUUACGAAAGCGAGAAGUUUUCUGAUUCCUUUCUCCAUCACAUUUUUGAAUCCAAAAAUUUUAGGAUUCGUUUUUUGUCCGAAAAAUAUCCUAAUCCGGGCAGUGAAAUGUGAAAAAUUAAAGGUUCAGAAAAUCAUAGGGAAUUUAUUAUGUAGAUAAGCUUCGAAAUUGUAACUGAAUGGAAUGGUCAUCUAGAAAUUAUUAGCCGUCCGCAAGAAAUAGAAAUUAAAAAUUAUUCUUGGCAAUAUUCGCUUCUCCGAACAGAUGUUUUACGGAAAACAGUCGUUGGGUGCCCCUGAUCUGUUACUUGUAGUGGUUUUUGCAAUAAUAUUAAAAACAGUAAUAAUACAACUCAAUUGUCUUGUGUUUUUCUGGCAGGAAAAGCACAUAACUAGUGAAGAUUGGAGCAUGAAUAAGCCGCUUACUGUGCGGUUCAAUUGGAAAGGUGAUUUAAAACGGAUUGGCGGCAGCUUCAUUGGUACUAGCCCUGAAUUUGAAAUGGCGCUGUGUACAGUUUGUUUCCUGGCUCGGGAAGGAGAUGGGCGUAUCGACCGUAUUGAGCUUGAUGACUACGAUGUUAUUGUCAAAGCUCAUCGCUUUGGAGCAAACUUACUGAGUACCUGCUAUCCGAUUAAUAAGUGA
This is a messenger RNA of Porites lobata, 12196 nucleotides long. NCBI's taxonomy places the organism in Eukaryota, Metazoa, Cnidaria, Anthozoa, Scleractinia, Poritidae. The record is from the annotation of a GenBank genome assembly.